GUCCAACAUUACUUCCGGUGACCGGUUCGGCGACUGAACUUUCCGUCCGACGAUGGCUAAUGUCGAUUUGUAUGUGCUUGGUGGUGUGGGCUAAGGGUCAUCGUUAAAAAUAUACCGACCAACUGUAUCCGUGAACCGUGUAUGUGGCCUUUUUCGCGAGUCUCAAUUACGUCAAACGUGACAACAAAUAGUUAUUAUCUAGUUAGACUCUGAUGUCACUUGCUGAUCAGCUGUUCGCCUCAAUAAACGUCAAAACGUAAUGGAGACUUGUGAAAAGAGCAUGUUUUGUGCGUGGAACUAACCUCCAAACUUCUGAGCGAUUUGUGUCUUUUUUAUGUACUAUCAGAAACCACAUCAUGCUUGUAAUAAACGGUAAAAUUGAAUGUGCAUACAAUAUCAGUUUCGAGUGAUCUGGGAACUACAAUGGUUAAAGAUGAAUCAGAGUUUGAUUAACGAAUUUUCAGAAAAAGUAGAUAAACAAUCUGCUGUUCUAACUUUCCAAACUUACAUAGAGUUAUGCGAAGUAAAAAGAUACUAUAAUGUUGAGUACAACUACAAUUCAGCUUUAAAACAGUAUGUUAUAACAGCUAAAAAGUCUCCCGGCAAGCCUACUUGUGCUUUUGUCCCUAUAUCAGUGUAUGAACCACUGAAUGUGUUACGACUAAUUCAUAUAAUAAAAAAUACAAACAGUGAAGCUGUUUAUCUGGUGAUAGUGCAUCCUGAUUCAACAUGUGUUUAUUAUCAAAUAGCUGAUGGGUUAAUGGAACCUGUGGAAUCAGAGCCAAAAAGGUUCAAAGAGGAUAAGACUGACGUAUUAGAUAACAUAUUGCGGAAGAAUCGCAAAAUGUUAGAAGAUGCUGCAUUGAUGAAUAUAUCUGUUAAUAUCCCUAUUCUGAAAAAUGAAUAAUAUACAUAUGCAAUAUUAAA
This is a messenger RNA of Acanthoscelides obtectus, 927 nucleotides long. The record is from the annotation of a GenBank genome assembly. NCBI's taxonomy places the organism in Eukaryota, Metazoa, Arthropoda, Insecta, Coleoptera, Chrysomelidae.